AUGCUCCUCCCAUCCGCCAUAUCCUGCGACUCGCGCCAACUCCCCACGCGCACCCGCUUCACACCCAGCCGCCUCUUCCCAUCCACCCCGCCCCCAUCGUCCGACGAUGGCUUCAUCGCCGGCAACGGCUUGCUGGGGACCUGUCGAGCCCUACAAGCCCUCCUCAACACCAACGCCUCCUCCACCUCUCCCGUCUCCUCACCACGCCACGUAAACGCAAAGACAGAACAACGACUACAGAGCCCGCUGCAUGUGCGACCUCAACAACAACAACAACAACAACAACAACAGCAGCAGCACCAGCACCAGCAGCACCAGCACCAGCAGCAACAGCAGCAACAGCAGCAGCAGCAGCAGCAUCAGCAUCAGCAUCAGCAUCAGCAUCAGCAUCAGCAACAGCAUCAUCAACAGCAACAACUACUAUUACAUGCCUAUACAACUACACGCGUGCAGAGGGUUAUGAAGCCUGCGCAAAAGAUGCAGCUGCAACUGCAGCAGAGGGAGAGGGAGAGGGGGAUGAAUAAGCGGCGCAGAGACAUUUAUGAAGACGACAGCGAUAGUAGCAGCAGUGGUGGUCGCGAGGGAAGGGUUGCGAGGGAUGGUUACAUGUUCUCGACACCGAAAAGGCGCCGGCGCGCCCCCCCUGAGUUACCACUUGGUCUUGUCCGGGCGGAUUUUCAGUCGCUGGAGUCCCCGGGGGCCCUGCGGCUGCUGCCUUCGCCACAUUCAUCGGGGGAUAUUCCUGUUUCUGUUUCUGUUUCUGUUUCACGAGGUGGUGAAGGAAGCGUUGUUGGUCAUCAUGUCUUGCGAUCGGAGGGUUGCGAUGGUAAAGUCGAUGCUGGUGACGGUGGUCAUACCGCUUCGUCAGACCCGCAGUCAGACUGGACGAGUGAGGAUGAUAGGAAACUAGUGGAGCUUGUGCUGGAGAAACUGAAGCUGUCGAAGCGGGAUUGGAGUGAGUGUGCACGCAGGAUGGGGAAGGACAAUGAUAGUGUUGGGAGGCGGUGGAAGGCGCUUGUGGGGGAGGGGAAUGUGGGACUGCGAAGGGGGAGAAAUAUCGUUAGAAAUCGGAUUCAUGAGAAUUGGAGGGGUGAUACUUGA
Messenger RNA from Paracoccidioides brasiliensis Pb18, 1101 nucleotides. RefSeq lists its product as uncharacterized. The coding region runs from base 1 to 1101 and encodes 366 amino acids. The record is from RefSeq and is a predicted model, not a curated record. The transcript has a single exon.